Molecule: messenger RNA, 1687 nt
Organism: Scleropages formosus (Asian bonytongue)
Lineage: Eukaryota; Metazoa; Chordata; Actinopteri; Osteoglossiformes; Osteoglossidae
Product: tail-anchored protein insertion receptor WRB-like
Exons: 5
Coding region: 759-1184 (141 amino acids)
Biological process (GO): tail-anchored membrane protein insertion into ER membrane
Cellular component (GO): GET complex
Molecular function (GO): protein-membrane adaptor activity
Source: RefSeq, a predicted model, not a curated record
CAUCAUCAUCAUUACCAGCAUCACAUUCAUCAUCAUCAUCAUCAUCAUCAUCAUGCACCGAGCUGACGGGCCACCUUCUUCCCGCACCAUGUGGCCGCGCACGGGCGCUGUGAUUCGCCCACGCGGUUUUAAAUCAUAGCAGAGGAGGCGCAUGGCUUCCCGGGGCGCAUUGUUUGCUUUUCCUGCGCGGCACCGUGGAUGGCCUGUCAUCCCCGCCCCUCCUCCCCGUGACACUGAGCCACGCGCUCAUUAAGCUCUUAAAACCACCAACAUGAUAUGUUGCAUUGAGCCCUGAGGGGCCCUGUCACCCAAAUGCACGUCCAGCUCACGCAUACCGACAAUUGUGCAGGGACACGCGCGCACGCGCAUGCACGCGCACACACACACACGCCCGGUCGCGCUGCAUCCUGGAGGAACAUCAUGGCGGAGGGCUGCGCCUGGUUCUUGGUUCUGGGCUCUGUGCUCCUGUGCAACCUGGCGAAAACACUCAUCCCCACCGUCUCGAGCUUCGUGAGUAACGCGUCCGCGCUGCCGCACUUUUCCCGCGCGUGAUCGCGACGCCUCGUCAACAUAAUAAUCAGGCUGAUCAUGUGCAGCACGUUCGCGCGCGCAGGACAGGUAGAUCCGUUCGCAGCCCUUUGUUACGAUGUUGCAAACAAAGGCCCUUCGGCACGCGACCGUGUAGCGGUGUUGUCCGCGUGCACUGUGUGUGUGUGUGUGUGACGUCCCUCAGUGCGCGUCGCUUUCGUGGCUCGCACAUGUUGUCUAAGGUCUUCCAGAAGGAUGCUGAGGCGGAGAUGGAGAUGAGGACGGACAUCCAGGAGAUGAAGAUGGAGCUGUCCACCGUUAGCAUGAUGGACGAGUUCGCCAGGUACGCCAGGCUGGAACGUAAGAUCAACAAGACAACGGACAAGCUCAAGUCUCACGUGAAGUCCAGAACUGCCUACCAGGCCAAGGUUAAGUGGGGCGUGAACAUAGUAUACCACGUUUUGCAGGCGGUGCUCAUGGUCACUCUCAUCUGGAAGUUCUACGCCAGUCCCGUGACGGUCCUUCCCAGCAAGUGGAUCGUCCCCCUGGAGCGCCUGGUCGCGUUCCCAUCCGGGGUCGCGGGGGGAGUUGGGAUCACGUGUUGGUUGGUGGUCUGCAACAAGGUCGUGGCCUUGCUCCUGCAGGCUGUGGGCUGAGGACCCCGGACGGACCGCCAAUGCCAGCAUGGCGUCUUCACGUCAUUCCCGCUUAGCCAGCGUUGGCCUGAAGUAGCUGCUUCCCGUCUGGGUCUAAUGCCAAGUAGUGAGAGGUGCGAAGACGCAUUUAUUGUGUAAUUCCUUGUGUUCGUUUUAAAAUAGGCUCCGACGAAGGGCCCCUCGCCGAGGGGAUAUCCUCAGUUCGGCGGGAGAAGACCUGCCGCAGCCCGCUGUUCAAAAGGAACGCGACCGCCAACCCGCAUGGUAUUGUGUGCUCUGGCUUCGGGGCGUUCGUGUGCUGCUUUUGGGAGAAUGAGAAGAAUGGAGGGAAUUAAUAGAAGGGGAUGUAAGCGGGUGGGGUGGUCCGGUGUAUUUAAUGUGGUUCGUUUUUAUUUAUAUGACGUUGCUGUAAAAUGUUGAUGUCGCAUUUGUUUCUGGAGCUCCCCCUCCCCCCCCGGAGUCGUAUGUGUGUUUCUUGUGGCCUGCAAAUAAAAGGAGACGAU